Molecule: messenger RNA, 1133 nt
Organism: Dendrobium catenatum
Lineage: Eukaryota; Viridiplantae; Streptophyta; Magnoliopsida; Asparagales; Orchidaceae
Product: chaperone protein DnaJ
Exons: 6
Coding region: 226-930 (234 amino acids)
Source: RefSeq, a predicted model, not a curated record
GAGGGACUUGUUUCUGGAGAGUUCCUGGGGGUGGAGGCCACUUGGUUUUCUUGUCGAGAACCUCCACCCCUCUUCCUCUUCUUCUAACUGCUCCCUUCUCGCGAACUCGAAGGGGUUACGUGUCUAAGAUGUAAGGCUUUGCCUAAAAUUCUCUCCAUACAAGAUUUUAUAUUUUUUCAGUUUUUUCUGUAGUUGGAGACCUUCAAGGAAAUCCUCUUGCGAGAAAUGGCCGCCGCCGGCGAGAAGAACGGCGACUUCUAUUCUGUUCUGGGUCUCAACAAGGAGUGCUCCGACGCCGAACUCCGGAAUGCGUACAAGAAGCUUGCUCUGAGAUGGCAUCCCGAUCGUUGCUCGGCGGCAGGAAAAUCGGAGUUUGUCAACGAAGCGAAAGAAAAAUUCCAGGAAAUCCAAGAAGCUUAUUCCAUUCUAUCUGACUCCAAUAAGAGAUUCCUGUACGACGUAGGAGUUUAUGAAAGCGACGAUGACGAAAACGGAAUGGGGGACUUUGUAGAAGAGUUGGUUCAGAUGAUGAGCCAGACGAAGCCCAGCGAGAAUGGCCAGGAUAGCUUUGAGGAUCUACAGAAGCUGUUUGUGGAUAUGUUUCAGGCUGACCUUGAUCUCAGCGGAUUCAGCUGCGGCCCUGCUCCUGAUGCAAAGACGACGGAGGCGGCUUCCUCUAGUACUAGGUAUUGCAACGCCGGCGCAGUUCACUGCGGCGGCGGAGAAAAACGUCCCGGAUCGGUGCUGGCCUCGGCUGCCGGCAAGGCAAAGCUCCAAGAGUUCGACGGCGAAUCUGCUCAUUUCUGCUUCGGGUCCAACGAGGGAACACAGUCUUCAGGUGGCAGGGGAGGCAAUCGGAGGAAUGCCAGAAAACAGAAAUCAUCAACGAAGCACGAUCUCUCUUCCAAGGACACUGAGAUUUCUGCUUAGAAUCGUUCAUUUUAAUUUUAACUAUGUAGUCUAUUCUUCCUUCACCGUAUGAGGUGACGAAGGGGGAGCAAGCAAUCAAUAUUGAAUCGUUUGGUACUGUUUUGAUAUCUACAUGAAGAACUUUGGUGCUUUCCCAGAACCAUCUUGUUAACGUCAUCACGCAUUGUUCUAUUGGAAAACUAAUGAAAUGGUUUGUUCAUCGA